AUGGAAAGUUAUUCAGAAGAUGAAAGAAAUUUUCAAACUCCUGAAUAUCUAAAACCCAAAUUUAAUGGUUUAGAAGGAAAAUACAUUCAUUCUACACCAUUAUUUCAAUCUAAUCCUUAUCCAGUAUUUCAUUCAAUGUCAUCAGGUUUUACAGGAUAUAAAGAUAUAUUAACCAAUGAAAAAACAACACCUCUUUAUAUACCAUUAUCAGAUGAAGGAUAUUCAUCAGUUGGAUCUGGUUCAACUCCAACUGGUUUCUCAAAUAAUUUACCGACAUCUGAAUUAAUAAAUCAAUAUAAAGAUUAUGGAUCUGUUGAAUGUAUUCAUAAUUCUAUUAAUCAAAAAGAAAAACUAGAAAUUGUUGCAUUGGAAUUGUUAAAUCAAGCUCGUCUAAUUCCAAAUUAUUCUUGUCAUAGACAUUUACAUAAUAGAAAUAAUUUAGGAAUGAAUGACGAGAAUGAUAAAUCACAACUAUCAUAUUAUAAAGAAUUGAAUGAUAAAUAUCAUUCAUUAUUACAAUCUAAUAUAAAAUAUGGAAAUUAUAAUUAUCCAUCUAUGAUUAACCAAAAUAAUGAAUGUAUUAAUUUAAGUCAACAAGAUUUAAAUUGUACAAAAUUAUUAUCUUCAAUUAAUAUAAACAAUUUACAAUAUCAAAAUAAUAAACAAUCUUUCAAUGAUCAAUUGAAUUAUUCAAAACCAUUUGAAAAGAUUAAUAAAACUAUUAAAAAUGAUAAUAAUAUAGAUACUGAUCAAUCAAUUGAAAGUCGUAAUCAAAUAUGUAAUCAAAUUCUAAAUCAAGUUCGUCGUGAAAUGAUUCGUCUUAUUGAUAAUAGUAUGCAUCAAUUAGAAACAUAUUUACAAAAUUAUCAUUAUAAAGAUUGGUAUAAUUCAUCAACAAUAUUAAAUUAUUGUAAUUCAAUGAAAUCUUUACAAUUAGAUGGUAUACAAGAUUGUAAUGUGACACCACUUAAUUUAAAAUUUACCAAAAAUAAUAAUAAUGAUAUAGAAUUGGAAAAUGUUAACAAUAAUCAAUCUAAUCAGAAUCAAUCAAAUGAAGUAGAGUUUAUUCCUAAUGAUAUUGUAUCAUCUGAACAAAAAUCGGCUAAUUCAAAGUGUACAAUCAUAACAUCAAAAGAAUCAUCCACUUAUUCAACAAGAAUAAAACCAUUACGUUAUACUACUACUACUACUACUACUAAUAAUAAUAAAACACGUCGAUUAAGAAUUCAUCAAUUUAAUAGUCAAUUAUUUGUUGAUAGAAAUCAAACAAGAAAAUUAAAUAAAUUAUCACCAAGUUGUAAUAAACGUCGGUUAAAUAAUGAUAUAGAACAAUUUCCAAAUAAAAUUCCUCAUUUAGAUGAAUCAUUAGAUUUAAGAAUUCAUCAAAAUGAUCAUGAAGAUAAUAAUGAUAAUAAUAAUAAAACAGAUCAAAUUAUUUCAUCAGAUAAUCAUUCAAGUAAUUGUUCUCAAACACGUUUGAAAAGAUCAAUAAUUAAUAGUCAAACUAGAACAGCAACAUUGAGUGCAGCUCAUUUGAAAAAAGCUAAAAUGAUGUUCAUGUAUUCCCGUUAUCCAACAUCAAGUCUAUUGAAGUCAUAUUUUCCAGAAGUUUGUUUUAAUCGUGGAUCUACUGCACAGUUGGUAAAAUGGUUUAGUAAUUUCCGGUAAGCUAUUAUACAAAAAAUAUCUUAAUCGUAAAUAUCUAUACAUGAAUGCACAACACCUCCGAUUGUACAUUGUUCAUAUCAUCGAAUUCACUGUUCUCUAACAUCAGUUGGAGGAUGGAGAAAAAGAGGAAAGAACAUAGUUGAAUCGGUCUGCACAAAGUGGGUGAGAUUUAAUCGUUCCGCAAGUUGCAUGUAUAAAUGUCUUGUUCAUAUUUCGCUUUCGUAUGUAUCUCUUUGUGUACGCUAUUUUGUUAGUUGUGUAGAUGUUAACUAUUAAUUCAGUAUGUGUUGUAUGUAUAAAGAAACGAAGAUAAUUAUUUGUGUGCGUGGUUUACGGUUUAUUUUUCUAUAAUUAUAUGUAAUAGGAAUUUGUAAAAAUUAACAUGCACAUAGUAGAUAAUAUGAGUUUUCAUACCACAAUAUUAAUAUGUAAUGCAACUCAACUAGGAAACACAUAAUCAAGUUUCAUCAUUUUCACUUAGUAAAUAAAUUUUUUAGAAAAUGAACAUUCCUUUGUUAAUACACUACGCCCUAUGGUUUCCUUUCAAUUUGAAAAGUGUAUAGUUUAAGUUAGUAAACAUAUUUCUAACUGGAGAAGAUGGACAUUUCACCAGCUUUAUGUCACCAAGCAUAAUGAUGUCUAAGAUUUUCUAUAGGACUACUUUAAUACAUAUUUAUCAGUAUAAUGUACUAUACCUUGUAAAUUAACCAAAUGAUGAUUUAUUCAUCCAAAUCUUUAAUCUAUCUCCCCUUUUCCUCAUUAUUUUGUGUGUAGAGAGUUUUUUUACAUACAGAUCGAAAAAUUUGUUCGUCAACAAAAAGCAACCGGUUUAAAGAAAGCAGAUGAUAUUAGACUAUCACGUGAACAUGAAUUAAUACGUAGCAUGGAAACACAUUUUAAUAAAGGUGACGAAAUUGAAACUCCGAAAGAAUUUCUUGAGGCUAUUCAAAUUACAGUAUGGGAAUUCGCUGAUGCAAUUUUAAAUGAACGUGAUGUUAAUUCAUCAUGGAAAAAAACUAUUUAUAAAAAGAUUUCUAUAUUAGAUAUACAAUUUCCAGAAUUCUUUAAGUGUUAAUUGUAUUUGUUUAAUAUUUAGAUAUGAUAAUCUAUUUAUAUGUAAGAACAUUUUCUAAACUUCUAAUCUAUUCUUUCAUUGUUUAUUUCAUUUUUCUAUCC
Molecule: messenger RNA, 2844 nt
Organism: Schistosoma intercalatum
Lineage: Eukaryota; Metazoa; Platyhelminthes; Trematoda; Strigeidida; Schistosomatidae
Source: the annotation of a GenBank genome assembly